UGGAUACUUGGAACUUUGUGGGAGGUCCUCGCGCUAUGUCUUGCAGUCUGGAUUGUGGUGAAACACUUCCGUGAACUGCGACAACAUUCGGCGGGAGGGAUUAUUGAGGACGGUUUCACCGUGUUGAUGAAAACUCACAUGGUUUACUUUUCAAGCUUUCUUGUAGUUUCUUGCUUCGAGUUCAUCAUUAUUUUCUAUCCAACAUUCUCAGCGGUAUGUCACUCUCUCGUUUACCUCUUCAUGCGACCACGGUUCAUUAUUUCCAUAGAACAUAAAUUCCCUACAAACUCAGAUUUUUUUUGGCUUCCUUCAAAUCUUGGUCGUCGUGCAGAUGUUUGUGCUAGGACCACGCCUGAUCCUUAGCAUUCGAGAAUAUUACGCCAAACUCAUGGCCGACUCCGACGCAGCAACUGGCAUGACCUCAG
This is a messenger RNA of Suillus bovinus, 425 nucleotides long. RefSeq lists its product as uncharacterized. The transcript is spliced from 2 exons. Bases 127 to 363 code for a protein of 78 amino acids. The record is from RefSeq and is a predicted model, not a curated record. Lineage: Eukaryota; Fungi; Basidiomycota; Agaricomycetes; Boletales; Suillaceae.